This is a messenger RNA of Schizosaccharomyces cryophilus OY26, 1268 nucleotides long. RefSeq names its product SMR and DUF1771 domain-containing protein. Bases 61 to 696 code for a protein of 211 amino acids. NCBI's taxonomy places the organism in Eukaryota, Fungi, Ascomycota, Schizosaccharomycetes, Schizosaccharomycetales, Schizosaccharomycetaceae. The transcript has 4 exons. The record is from RefSeq and is a predicted model, not a curated record.
UCCAUUGUAAGAGGUAUUGUUUUAUCCAUUGUUCUCAAUACAAUACCUCUUACAAUAGGAAUGGAGGAUUAUGAAAAAUAUAGACAUUUAGCUGGUGGAGAAGCUGAAAAAAGAGGUCAUUUUUUUCAGAUGGCCCAGCAGGCUUAUGCCUCUGGGCAGAAGGCAGAAGCUCACGAGCUAAGCCAAAAGGGGAAAGAAUGUGGACAGAAAAUGGAAGAAUAUAAUCGUAAAGCUGCCUACGCGAUCUAUUUAUACAAAAAUACUCAUUGUCAACCGGAUGAACUUGAUUUACAUGGUCUCUAUAUUGACGAAGCUGUGCAAGCUGUUCGACAGAGAAUUCAUAACUGUAUCCAGAGAGGAGAAGAUCAUUUACAUGUAAUCGUUGGCAAAGGCAAUCAUAGUGUCGGUCAUGUGGAAAAGCUUAAGCCUGCCGUUAUACAAAUGCUGGAGCAAAACAAUUUUCGUUAUUCCACCGAGGUGAAUGAGGGACGAAUUUAUGUUUCUUUUCCCCAUGGAGUUGUUCCACAUCCUCCUCAACCUGUACAUGCGUCUCCCUACCAGCAUCAUCAACAACAACAACCACAGCCACAGCAGCCUGUUGCAGCCCAAGGUGUGGACCCCGAGACCGAGAAAGUUAUUGAAGAAGUAGUUACCUGUUGUCUUCCUCGUCUGAAGACUUGCUGCGUGAUUAUGUAAACUACACGAAAUUAAAAACAAGUAUCUCGCAUGUUCGACGAUGGAUACUCGAUUUCAACCGACAACUGACUGUUCCUUGUUUCAUGUAAUAUAUGGGGUUUGAUCUUUGUUUUAUCUCUGGUAAAAUUUGAUUUAUCGAAAGGCAACCUCUAAAUACUUUUCAUACAUCCUGGUUAGAGAUGGGCAGAAAGAAUUUACCUUUAUACCCAUUCGUGCCCAUCCUUUCUUAUUUAGAGAAUUCAUAGAAGUUUUUUUUUUAUUGACUACAAUUGUUUUCUUGUCUAGAAUGUACAUUACUUAUCGUCGCAAUUGCAGUCUACCUAAUAGACGGAACCUGCAAGGUUAUUUUUUCCUUCUCUUAGCUUUUCUUAUUAUUUCCAAAGUUUUAUGGAGCUUGUACUAAGAUUGUUGAAGAUAAAACGGGACUUUUACAAUCACUUUGGUUGAAUACCAGUUUGGUAAAUAGAAUAGAGUAAAAUACGCUUAAUUAUUUUUUGGUUUCUAUUGUAUUUGGUUUUAUAAAUUAUAAUACUGGGAUUUUCCUGCUCGAAUAGGAUGCCUUUGCUUUUAUA